AUAAUGGCGCGCACCAAGCAGACGGCACGCAAGUCUACCGGCGGCAAGGCGCCGCGCAAGCAGCUGGCCACUAAGGCGGCUCGCAAGAGCGCGCCGGCCACCGGCGGCGUCAAGAAGCCUCACCGCUACCGUCCGGGCACGGUGGCUCUUCGCGAGAUCCGUCGCUACCAGAAGAGCACGGAGCUGCUCAUUCGCAAGCUGCCGUUCCAGCGGCUGGUGCGCGAGAUUGCGCAGGACUUCAAGACGGACCUGCGCUUCCAGAGCAGCGCUGUCAUGGCUCUGCAGGAGGCCAGCGAGGCGUACCUGGUCGGUCUGUUCGAGGACACGAACCUGUGUGCCAUCCACGCCAAGCGGGUGACCAUCAUGCCCAAGGACAUCCAGCUGGCGCGUCGCAUUCGUGGCGAGCGUGCUUAAGAGCGCUGAGAGCGAAAUCAUCAACAGGUCCUUAUUAGGACCAGAGACAGUGGCAUGGAGUACGAGCCUGGGUGUGACACGAACGCACGGCAACGAGUUGUCUGAAAUG
Molecule: messenger RNA, 523 nt
Organism: Pollicipes pollicipes
Lineage: Eukaryota; Metazoa; Arthropoda; Thecostraca; Pollicipedomorpha; Pollicipedidae
Product: histone H3
Exons: 1
Coding region: 4-414 (136 amino acids)
Cellular component (GO): nucleosome
Molecular function (GO): DNA binding; protein heterodimerization activity; structural constituent of chromatin
Source: RefSeq, a predicted model, not a curated record